This is a messenger RNA of Lindgomyces ingoldianus, 1290 nucleotides long. RefSeq names its product LUC7-domain-containing protein. The transcript has 4 exons. The record is from RefSeq and is a predicted model, not a curated record. Gene Ontology annotation, biological process: mRNA splice site recognition. The coding region runs from base 92 to 952 and encodes 286 amino acids. NCBI's taxonomy places the organism in Eukaryota, Fungi, Ascomycota, Dothideomycetes, Pleosporales, Lindgomycetaceae. Gene Ontology annotation, cellular component: U2-type prespliceosome; U1 snRNP. Gene Ontology annotation, molecular function: mRNA binding.
CACACCACAACGUCGGGGAGAGCGCAUCAGCUCUUGAUAAUCAUUGCGCGUGUCAGCUUACAAGUAAAGACAUAGUGCGACAACAACCACGAUGGCGGCGGCGGAUAUGCGCAAGCUGCUUGAGCAGCUCAUGGGCCAGCAGGCCAUGUCUGCCGGGCCCCGCGCACCCCAAAUCGAAAUCACCGAUCCCAAGGCAUGUCACUCCUACAUCGUUGGGAACUGCCCCCACGAUCUGUUCACCAAUACCAGACAAGACUUUGGUCCGUGUCCCAAGUUGCACAGCGAAGCUUUGAAGCUCGAGUAUCAAGAUGCUUCACCUGAGCAGAAGCGCGAGUGGGGCUUCGAGUUCGACUAUCUUCAGGACAUGCAGAGGCACGUGUUUGAGUGUGAUCGCCGCAUUGACACUGCGCAACGAAGGCUCGAGAAGACGCCAGAUGAGAUUCGACAGACCAACCAAUUACUGAAACAAAUCAACGAACUGACCAAAACCAUCGAGAAUGGUAUGCUUGAAGUUCAAAUCCUCGGUGAAGUCGGCCAGGUUAAUCGGGCUGUAUCCGAGUUCUUCAUUGUUCGCCAGAAGAAGCAGGAGAAAGAGGACAGGGAGCGGGAUUUGAAAUCACUUGCCGACACCGGAGGGCCGUCAGGUCACCAGAAGUUGCAGGUCUGCGAUGUGUGCGGCGCAUAUCUCAGUCGGCUGGACAAUGAUCGGCGAUUGGCAGAUCAUUUCUAUGGCAAGAUGCAUCUCGGAUACGCGCAGAUGCGCAAGUCGUACAAUCAACUGAAGCAUGAGGUGCAGGGUCGUCGCCCACCACGAAGACACGCCGAUGGUCCACGGAACGACUUCGAGCCGAAUGGCUACCGCGGACCUGGAGGAGGCCAUGGAAGUGGUGGAUGGGGUGGCCGGGGCGCACGUCGUGGUGGUCGUGGUGGUCCCCGCCGAGGAGGCUGGUGAAGUUUCUUGCAUCUGAGGAGCAAAGGAGUUCAGGUGUGUCGUAUAAUUCGUCCGCUUCCCAAAGGUUCGGCUUACCUCUAGCAUUUCAAAAGGAAAAGCCUAGGCUUGGUUGGUUCUCUAUAUAGCGAGCAGGUUUCGGGGAUGGAUGCUUCUUGGGGGCAUGGGCAUACACCCUAUCCAAUCACAGUGGUUGUAUACCUAGUAAUCGAUCAAUGAAGACUCUAGCAUGCUGACCCGCAGCUUCAUCUCGGUAUGUAUUUUCUUACGGACUACUUGCUACAUCCUCAGGUAUCUAAUAAGUAUCUACUACUACAAUUUUUGCACAUGCACUAAGCUCC